This is a messenger RNA of Tachyglossus aculeatus (Australian echidna), 2275 nucleotides long. RefSeq names its product macrophage stimulating 1 (gene MST1). The record is from RefSeq and is a predicted model, not a curated record. The coding region runs from base 1 to 2130 and encodes 709 amino acids. Lineage: Eukaryota; Metazoa; Chordata; Mammalia; Monotremata; Tachyglossidae. Gene Ontology annotation, biological process: regulation of receptor signaling pathway via JAK-STAT; proteolysis. The transcript is spliced from 18 exons. Gene Ontology annotation, molecular function: receptor tyrosine kinase binding; serine-type endopeptidase activity.
AUGUGGCAGCGACUCCUGGCCCUACUGGUGCUUCCACUGGUUUCUCCGCGCACUUCAGUCCAGAGGUCACCUCUCAAUGACUUCCAGUCACUGAAAGCCACAGAGCUGAAGCUCCCGUCCCAGCAGGCCCCGGAACCAUGGCAGGAGAACACGGUUAGCGUGGAGGAAUGUGCCCGGAGAUGCGUUCAGGCCCAGACAUGCAGAGCUUUUCAUUACAACUUGGUGAGCCGGACCUGCCAACUGCUCUCCCAGACCCAGAAUUCAGCACACACCCUGCUACAGAGGAACACACACUAUGAUCUUUUCCAGAAGAAAGAUUAUGUGCGGGAAUGCAUCGUGGAGAGAGGGGCCAGGUACCGUGGCACAGUGGCCACCACCAUCGAGGGCCAUCCCUGCCAGCCCUGGAAAGAGAAGUACCCCUUUGAUCACAAGUUUGUUCCAACCGCCCUCAAUGGCCUUGAAGAAAAUUACUGCCGCAACCCAGAUGGGGCUCAGGAGGGCCCUUGGUGCUACACCCAAAACCCCGCUGUCCGCAGUCAGGUCUGUGGAAUCAAGACCUGCGAAGAAGCUACCUGCCUGUCCUGUAACGGUGAGGAUUAUCAGGGCUCCGUGGACCGAACUGAAUCAGGAAGAGAGUGUCAGCGUUGGGACCUGCAGAAGCCCCACAAGCAUCCCUACCAUCCCAGCAAGUAUCCUGACAAGAACCUGGACGACAAUUACUGCCGGAACCCAGAUGGCUCGGAGCGGCCAUGGUGUUACACCACUGACGGUGAACACCAGAGGGAAUUCUGCCGCAUCCCAUACUGCCAAGCAAAGAGAUGGCAACACCCCAAGGACACGACCCUCACCUGCUUCCGGGGCAAAGGAGAGGGGUACCGGGGGACGGCAAACACCACCGUGUCAGGAAUCCCCUGCCAGCGCUGGGACGCUCAAACCCCCCACCGACACCACUUCCUGCCGGAGAAAUACGAGUGCAAGGACCUGCGGGAGAAUUAUUGUCGCAACCCGGAUGGUUCCGAGGGGCCGUGGUGUUUCACCUCUCGCUCCAGCCUGCAUAUGGGCUUCUGCUUCCAGAUCAAGCGCUGCCCGGAUGACGUGAAGGUGGAAGACUGUUACUCUGGCAAUGGAGCACAGUACCGGGGUUUGGUCAACAAGACCCGGAAAGGCAUCGUCUGUCAGCGCUGGGCAGAUAAGACUCCGCAUCAGCCUCAGUUCUCCCCCACAACGGCUCCUCUUGCCCACCUGGAGGGGAAUUUCUGCCGGAACCCAGAUGGCGACAGCCACGGGCCCUGGUGCUACACCACAGAUCCCAACACCCCCUUUGAUUACUGCGCCCUCAAAACCUGUGACAGCAAUAGGAAGCCGUCCAUCCUGGAGACUACAGAUCAGGUUCUCUUUGAGAAGUGUGGCAAGAGGGAUGAUCGUCGGCAGGAGAAGUUGCGGGUCAUUGGGGGGCAGCCUGGGAACUCACCGUGGACGGUCAGCCUGCGGAACCGGCAGGGGCAGCACUUCUGUGGCGGGACCCUGGUGAAAGAGCAGUGGGUGAUCUCUGCUCGCCAAUGCUUCUCUUCCUGUGAGGCCACCAUCAGAGGCUACGAGGCCUGGCUGGGGACUCUGUUCAAGAACCCGGGCCCCAACGACCCCAACCUGCAGGUGAUCCCCGUGGUGCAUCUGGUGUGUGGCCCUUCCAACUCCCAACUUGUCAUGCUGAAGCUGGAGAGACCCGUGACCCUGAGUUCACGAGUGGCCGUGAUCUGCUUGCCCCCAGAGAAGUAUGUGGUGCCCAAAGGCACCAAAUGUGAAAUCGCAGGAUGGGGAGAAACCCAAGGCACUGGCAACCCCAACGUCCUCAACGUGGCUACGCUGCACGUGAUGAGUAACCAGGACUGCAACGUCAAGCACCGGGGCCGGGUUCAGGAGACAGAGAUGUGCACAGAGGGCUUGCUAGCUCCCGCCGGGGCAUGUGAGGGAGACUACGGGGGUCCCUUGGCCUGCUUCACCCACGACUGCUGGGUUCUGGAGGGCAUCAUCAUUCCCAACCGUGUUUGUGCCCGCCCCGGUUGGCCUGCCAUCUUCAUGCGGGUGUCUGUCUAUGUCGACUGGAUCAUCAAAGUCAUGAAGCUCACCUGAGGGGCCUGGAAUGCACCAGGCCAAGGCCUCACUUCUCCUUGCCCUCCCUUUGUUCUGCCCCCUGCAUAAUAUCAUCAUGGGAAGCUUGGGGGCAGGGAGUGCAUCUGUUAUAGUGUACUUUCCCGAACGCUUAGUACAGUGCUCU